Molecule: messenger RNA, 3518 nt
Organism: Patiria miniata (bat star)
Lineage: Eukaryota; Metazoa; Echinodermata; Asteroidea; Valvatida; Asterinidae
Product: tachykinin-like peptides receptor 99D
Exons: 5
Coding region: 1762-2931 (389 amino acids)
Biological process (GO): G protein-coupled receptor signaling pathway
Cellular component (GO): plasma membrane
Molecular function (GO): tachykinin receptor activity
Source: RefSeq, a predicted model, not a curated record
UCAAAAGGUAGAAGUACAUGUAUUUCUAAACACAUGCACGAUCUACCAGCGACUCUACUUGCCUACACGUAUAAUAUUGCGGAAGAAGGAAGCAAGCGCAGUCUCAGAAUAAAAAGUGGAAGAAGGGAAACGUGAUCUGGUCUAACAAACAGACCGCAGGAGCAAGCACGGCACGAGGUGGGCGUCAAUUGCAAAACCUAAUGGAACACGGGAGAAGACAUUCUGAGUGACACUUGGCGCGUUGAGGUACGCAUGGGGUCGUGGUAUAGCCGUGACGCAGUUAGUUCAACGGGCGGAGAUCGCUCACGCCCCAUCACUUGCUCUACACGGCAUGUUGGUAUAACAGCACCGCAUCAUUACAUGCGCGCUACUUCUAUAACCAAGCCACGCAGUGUAAAGACAACUCAAGCGCGAAUAGCACACGUUGCAGCUAAAACAACACCAAAUUACCCCUGAAGAUUUAAAGUUCAACAAGACAGUAUUAUCCUGCACUGUUGGAGGUUUCUCUGAACACCAAGUGUUUAAACUGCAUCUUAUAGCAGGUCACAGCUUCGCCCGUUCACGUCCCGGUUGACUGGUCAGGCUGCCCUGCAAAGCGUGCUCCCCGUUCUCCGGAGAAUUUAUCUAUUGCUCGGCGGUCAAGGUGUGAGAGAAAAGGACUGGGCUGUUCAAGAUUUCCUGUUUCAAUUCUCGAGCUAGAAUUUAGCUUAUGCAGUGCCGUGGAACGUUUCGACUGGAGAAGCGCGCCCGCAUAGUGCCCAGAGCCCCACUCAGGGAUUAAACUACCCUGCACCGAACCCACUCACUCGCUCGCUGGAUAUAUCGAUCCGCCACGCCGACUGGCCCCAGUUUUAUUUCAUAAAGGGGUUUCUCGUCAACUUGUGGCUGAUAUUAGGAAAUCGAUACCUCAGAAAGAGGCACGGAAGGCUCGGAUGGUGAAAACAUGAUCGCCUUCAAAGUCGAACAAUAACCUAGCCACAGGUCCCUAUAUACCUGUAAGAAAAAUAAAAUACGCCUACUGGAAGUUUAUUUGACGAAUUAACAGAGUAUCAAACCACGGUAUCAGGCUUUUCUACACCCACUGUAGAUUGCUUCAAUCGCCAUGAUGAGGAUUAUGAGUGUAUGGUUCAUGCACGGACGUUGACUCAUCCCACGUGGCUUUAUUUGUAUAAAUCUUGCCGCGGAGCUUUCUGCGCCUGCGCGUGUGACGUCAUCACAGUGUCGUCCAAUCGGAUCAAAGAGAAUACCACGGGAAUGUUGACAAUGAGAAUGAAUUCUCAAAUGAAGUGCGGAGAAUUCGACACCGGUGAUAUUUCGAUAGGAUAAGGAGUCUUGUCGUCAGGGGAAAUUCGGGCCGAUAUGCUGAAUAAGUAGAACAACUUCAUAAAUAAAACGGAAGACAGGGAGAUGCUUGUCAAAACAGUUCGUUCGCGGACGACAGGACGAAAAUAUUAGCGUGUUUCCAUGGAAGUAAGUUGGUGUUUGGAGAUGUGAGAUAGAGUUUUGACGUUCACGCUAUUGAAUUGAACCAUGAAUUGAACCUAAAUGUAAUAGCCUGAACUCUAUAUAGUGCAAACUCUGUAAAAAUAGAAUCAGUGCUGGAAUGGAGGACACCUUUAAACCUACAACUUGAUUCAAGUCAACUGCAACGUCAGCAGAGACUUAUCAGAGUUAUUCAGGAUUAUAAGAAAGUGUGUGUGUGUAGUUUUAUCAGUGACUAUUGAUUUUGUUGCUCAUCGGAAGACAGAAUUGAUCAGAAUCAUGGGAGGUCAAAACAGUGGCGGAAUACAAGACAACAACGUCGUCAAUUUCACCUUCGUUCACAACAUGGACAAUGAGUCGCGCGUGGCGUGGACCAUCAUCUGCACUGCCAUCAUGGUCAUCGCUGCGGGGGGUAACCUCAUUGUCAUAUGGAUCGUGGCCACCAAUCCCCGAAUGCGAACAGUGACUAAUUACUUCUUGUUGAACUUGGCCGUGGCUGAUGCCUUGAUCGCCACCUUAAGCAUGCCUUUCCUAGCAAGUUACAUCGUGACUCAGAAUUGGGCUCUAGGUGCCGCUAUGUGCAAAGUGGCGCGUUUCUUUGGAACGGUGUCCGUGGCUGCCAGCGUGCUUUCUCUUGUUGCUGUCUCGGUGGAUCGCUAUCGUGCUAUCGUCCACCCUCUCCUGCCUCGUCUCUCCAAGUCUUACAUCGUCUUUAUGAUCGCAGUCAUCUGGGGAGGCGCCUCCAUCUUCGCCAGUCCUCUCUUAUUCUACUCGAGGAUCUUUUCCUUCACCUACGUCGGAGAUGUGACCAAACGACAAUGCAUGGUGGUCUGGCCGGACGGAGUACUCAACCAGAUUGACUUUACGUACAACAUUACCACAUUCGCGGUGUUGUAUUGCCUACCAUUGGCCACACUAGCUGUCUGCUACACUGUCAUUGGUGUGAAGCUAUGGCGAGGAGACGUGCUGGGGGAGUACAUACCCAACAGGGCCAGACAGCUCAAGGCGAAACGGAAGGUCGUGAAGAUGAUCGUGCUAGUCAUUGCGGUUUUUGCUGUGUGCUGGUUCCCAGUGCACGUCUACCAGUUCCUUGCCUUUCUACACGAUGACAUAUACAUGAAGCCUUACGCUGUACACGUGUACCUUGCUAUCUGGACGCUGUCUAUGAGUAGUUCCAUGUACAAUCCGUUCAUCUACUGCUGGCUGAACGACAGAUUCCGAGCUGGUUUCAAGCGCGUGUUUCGUUGCCUCAUUCCCAAAAGUAAGAAUCAAAACGACCCCAAGGGCCUUGGGAGACGAAUCCCGCUGACACCUACGGCUUCUAGCGCUAUGACAACCUCGACGACCACAGGGAUCAAUCGCAACAUCGCUAAUGGAAAGCCCGCCCUCUUGUGUCGGACGAGUAUCAUGGGGAUCAGCGUAGUGGACUCGACAGAAGAUAUUUUUUAAACUGUCAGUUUAAAGGAGAGUUGGAUUGAUUGUUUCAUUAUCAUCACUACAGCCAAUAAAUUACAGAGUUUGCAUGAGACAUCAGAAAGACCGCCGCCAUUUUGUUGCCAGGAUGCUGUUGCUAGGGACACAAGUAACCUAGAAACGGCCGCUCGAUAUGCGCUAGUCAGUCUGAGAGGGGUCGUUAGAUGGUCAUGUAAACUCUGCAUUCUGUGGAGUGAAUUUAAAAGAGGGCUUUCGAUUUACUUAAGGUUGACUCCGGUGCACCGGCCCUCCACCGAAUUUAAUUAAUUAGAAAGGGACUAGAGCCUUGUCGAACUGUAGUUUGGUUGCGGUACACGUGUCUAUGGGAAACUACGAGCAAUGCAAUUAUUCUUAGUCGGUAGGCGGGGCCUGAAUUGACCACGUCACGUGUGACGCCAUGUCUGUUGAUUACCGGCAAGUAGACAACUGUUUUAAACCGAGCCAAUUUCGAACACGUUGUAAAACACAGCACUUUACUUUUCACCAAGAAAGAUUGGCGUCAGGUGACCUGGUAUUGUAAUCCCAACUGUUCUCGACCUAUCGUAUACUCAGGGUUACCAAUG